Sebastes umbrosus (honeycomb rockfish) is the source of this 2238-nucleotide messenger RNA. RefSeq names its product Bardet-Biedl syndrome 12 (gene bbs12). NCBI's taxonomy places the organism in Eukaryota, Metazoa, Chordata, Actinopteri, Perciformes, Sebastidae. Gene Ontology annotation, biological process: photoreceptor cell maintenance; chaperone-mediated protein complex assembly. Gene Ontology annotation, molecular function: ATP binding. Bases 16 to 2088 code for a protein of 690 amino acids. The transcript has 2 exons. The record is from RefSeq and is a predicted model, not a curated record.
UAACCGUGUCAGCCAAUGAGAAUUGAGAUCGCUACUUGUCGCAUAGCAACCAAGAAACAACGCGCAUGCGCAGUGCUGAAUCGUCCGGAGCAGCUUGGAGGUGAGGAAAAGAAACUAUCAUACAUUAUUAAAGCACCUCAAGUAAUGCUGGGAACUACAAUUAUAAACCAUCGACAACAUGUUGGACUGCAGAAGCUCUCAGCGCUGGCAGGAAUCACACAUUCCUCUUUGGGCCCAAUCAAAAAGUACAAGUUCAUCCAAGAUGACACGAGUGGGGAGUCCGCUCUUGUGUGCUCGUGUUUUCGCAUCUUUGAGAACCUGGAGCUGACCUGCGCGGUGGGUCAGCUGGUUUACGAGACUAUUCAAGCCCACCAGAAGGUCUAUCACACAGGGUCGGGAUGCUUGUUGUUUCUCGCUGGAGCGUGGAGCCGUGCUGCUCUGGAGUGCCUUCAGAGAGGAAUUUCAAUAGCACACAUCAUCUCAGCUAUGUCUGAAGGAAUGGAUUUAUGCCUGGAUGUUUGCAGGAAAUGCAGCAUCUCAACUGAGGGUCUUGGUGUGGAGCAAUCGGAGAGCUGCACUGCGACAUCUCAGGGUUUAGGACUUCAGCUGUCAAAGAAAGCCAUUGUGGAGGCUUCACAACCAUCGUGUCACCUGCAAGGGACAACAAAAGUUGGUCACAAGACUCUAAAUGGCAGUGGACACAGGAAAAUAAAGCUCAGCAGACAUUUUUAUGAGGCCAAAUCUGAACCGCAAACUCAUCAGCCUAAGCUUCCUGACAUCCCACACAUCGCUGAGGGAUUGAGUCACGGUUGUGCCGAUGUGAUGAAUUUAGUCGUCAAAGCCAGCCGGAUACAGUCAAAAAAUAAUCAGCAAGAUAUCAGCUGUUCCACGUUUGAUGUUACAAAAGUGAUGACUUGUGUGCUACCUGGGUUAACAGAGGAGCAUGCAUGUGUAUUACCAGGCUGCAUUGUUCUUGUAUCUGCUGAACAGGAAUCAGUUGCACAUCACUUAAAAGAACUGCACUUGAAGGUCGCUCUGAUUGAUGGAGAUUUAUCAGAUACCUAUCGCCAUCUUGGCUUUAAAAGGCCAACAGGUAUACAGUGUGUGAGUGACCAGUCAGAUUUGACAAGUUCAACCAAAGAGGAAGAGUGGAUGGAAAAGAUUGCGACACUUUUGUUGAAUCUGGAAGUGAACCUGAUACUAGUCAGCGGGGUUGUUAGUGAGAAAGUGAUUCAGCGCUUUUGUAGACACCAUAUACUUGUGAUGGAAAAAGCGAAGGCCUCCAUUUUGAAGGCAUUCGCCAAUGCAACGGGAGCUGUUCCAGUGACUUACGCCACACAGUUGAGUAAGCACUGUGUUGGGACUGGCGUGAAGGUUGCAAUAUGGAGGGACCUCAGCGGCCAUGAGAGGAAGACCUCAACAGCUGUGAAUAUUACCACUGUUGACAACAGCGAGUUGGUCACAGUGAUCCUCACAAGCUGUGUACACGGCAAGCUGCAGGCCCUCGAGGACCAGUUUUGGGCAUGUGCUUAUCGUUUACAUCACAUGCUGAAAGACAAAGUCCUCCUGCCUGGUGCUGGAGAGACGGAAAUGCUUUGUAUUAAUCAACUUCAAAAGCAAGCAGAGCAUCAUGUCAAGCAUCACAGAGAGAGGAACGGGGAAUCUGUCCAACAAACCAAAGCAGGAACAGCAGCUAACCCUUACAGGGGUGUAGUGCUGCAACUCAUGGCAGAUGGUUUAAUAGAUUACAUAUCCACUAUAAUGGUUAACACCGGAAAGUUUUCAAAAUUCAGAGCCAGGACUGCUGUGAGCCAACAACUGCAGGACCAUAACGGAAGCCUGGGCAUUGCUGCAAAGUUCUCACAACUCUUUUUGGAAGGUGAACAAGAGGAUAGUGGAGCUUCAUCACCAAUGAAAUCCAGUGAAGCGCCAGCAGUAAAGAUAAUCUACGAUAAUCUGAGCGUGAAGCAGGAAGCAUGGAGGAAAGCCUUAGAUCUGGUUUUCCUGGUUUUACAGACUGAUGCAGAGGUCAUCACGGGCAUGGACCAAAAAACUGAUGGUACACAGGAAGAUCUGAUGCUGUUAUGAGCUUCAUGCAACAUCUUGGGAGAUUAAUUGACUGUACACAACUCCCUGAAUGUUUUUUUUGCUCCCAAAUGGGAAUAAAAUGUUUAUUUAGACUGUGUUUAAAAUGUUUUGGUACAAAAUGAAAGUACAAUAAAGUGUUUUUAUAUUCUU